UUUGGAUGGGAGGAUUAUGAAUGAGACACCAAACAAACAAAGAUGGCGGAUGUACCAGAAAAUGCACCAGAACACUGCCCAGGUACUGCAAGUGAACAAGCAGGAAAGUCUGCAUCAUGCCAGGGCUGCCCCAACCAGCAGCUGUGUGCCUCUGGAGCCACAAAGGCCCCUGACCCUGCUAUUGCAGAAAUAGGUGAAAAGCUAUCAGUGGUCAAACACAAGAUCCUKGUGUUGUCAGGAAAAGGAGGAGUGGGGAAGAGUACCUUCAGCGCCCACCUGGCCCACRCACUGGCAAGUGACAACACGAAGGAGGUCGGCCUCCUGGAUGUGGAUAUCUGUGGUCCAUCCAUUCCCAGGAUCAUGGGCUUGGAGGGAGAACAAGUUCACCAAAGUGGUUCUGGCUGGUCUCCUGUGUAUGUGGAUGACAACCUGGCAGUUAUGUCUAUUGGCUUUCUGCUCAGUAGUCCUGAUGACGCGGUGAUCUGGAGAGGACCCAAGAAAAAUGGGAUGAUCAAACAGUUUUUAAGGGACGUUGACUGGGGGGAGCUGGAUUACCUCAUCUUGGACACCCCGCCUGGCACCUCAGAUGAACACUUGUCAGUCGUGCAGUACCUGAGCUCCACUCAUGUUGAUGGAGCGGUCAUCAUCACCACACCACAGGAGGUGUCACUGCAAGAUGUGCGAAAGGAAAUCAGAUUCUGUCAGAAGGUUAAGCUGCCGAUCAUCGGAGUGGUGGAGAACAUGAGCGGAUUUGUCUGUCCCAAAUGCAAGAACACAUCACAGAUUUUCCCCCCAACCAGCGGAGGUGCUGAGAAAAUGUGUGCAGACCUUAGUCUACCUCUGCUCGGUAAGGUGCCUCUAGACCCAAGGAUAGCACGGAGCUGUGACGAGGGCCGGUCGUUCCUCAGCGAAGUCCCUGACUCUCCUGCAGCCAGAGCCUAUCAAACUAUUGUGCAAAGUAUCCAGGACUACUGUUCUAACAGAGUGACAGAGACGCAGAGCACAAACUGACCCCCACACCCCAUCCUGCUGGGACUGAGAAAACGGAGACAAGAGUGUGGUAGAAAACUGAAUCACAAACACACAGAAGAAAACUCAAAGGGUCCAAAUCAAAAAUGACUCUCAAAUUAGCUUUGAUACAUAUUUAUUAUCUUUGUAGUGUGAGAAUGGAGCACUGGGGCAACAGAAACUUGUAAUUAUCAAGAUAGUGAUCAGUUUUUUUUUUUCUUAUUUUCUGAUAAUUCCUAAUUCAGAAUGAACAAGCUGGAUGCAAGGUGACCUCUUAUUCUUUGAAAAUAUUUUCUGUUUGUGAAUCUUUAGUUUAGGAACACAAAUCCAAUUUCUGCUUUGUGUAGAAAACAGCCCAGAGAUCAGAUUUACACAUCACACCAAGUUUGCUCUUAUAUCAUUUCUCAUCACCUGCUUAUGAAGUUUUUUUUUCUUACAAGUCUCUUGAUUUAUAAUAAACAUAUCAGCAACAACA
Austrofundulus limnaeus is the source of this 1483-nucleotide messenger RNA. It is a transcript of the gene nubp1, whose product is annotated as nucleotide binding protein 1 (MinD homolog, E. coli). Gene Ontology annotation, cellular component: cytosol. Gene Ontology annotation, biological process: iron-sulfur cluster assembly. Bases 43 to 1011 code for a protein of 322 amino acids. The transcript is spliced from 10 exons. Gene Ontology annotation, molecular function: ATP binding; 4 iron, 4 sulfur cluster binding; ATP hydrolysis activity. NCBI's taxonomy places the organism in Eukaryota, Metazoa, Chordata, Actinopteri, Cyprinodontiformes, Rivulidae. The record is from RefSeq and is a predicted model, not a curated record.